Molecule: messenger RNA, 4875 nt
Organism: Grosmannia clavigera kw1407
Lineage: Eukaryota; Fungi; Ascomycota; Sordariomycetes; Ophiostomatales; Ophiostomataceae
Product: succinate flavoprotein subunit
Exons: 13
Coding region: 1-4875 (1624 amino acids)
Biological process (GO): electron transport chain; tricarboxylic acid cycle
Molecular function (GO): phosphatidylinositol binding; flavin adenine dinucleotide binding; oxidoreductase activity, acting on the CH-CH group of donors
Source: RefSeq, a predicted model, not a curated record
AUGAGCGGCAUCCCAGAACCUUUGGGCGGCGCAGGUACCGCGAGCAGACCCCCUGCUGGCAGCGAUAGCAUGGCCGCGACUCUACCAGACCCCGCCGCUCCCGGUCUCAACGACGUCACCAUAAAUGCUAUCACGGCCGCAGACGAGCUUCCGCCUCCUGGACAGACCUUGACUGGCAAACAAGAACACUACCUCAAACGUGAACUUCUUGGAGAGCAAGCUAAAUGGGAGAUUUCGGAGCUCAAUUCGCCUACGGCUCUGCGCCGCUUCGGUGCUCCCUUCAAGUCGGAGGUUGGCGAGGUCUCCCCUGUUGACUCCGAACUCCCCAUCCUGCGCUAUAUCUUUGUCCACCAUGUCCGGGAGUUUCCCUUCCUCGACAAGGCCCGCGAGAAGGAGUUCUGGCAGGACAAGCUGCAAGUGUUCCUCGAAUCCUUUUCUAGCAAACACAUCUCGUCGUCCGAGGACCGCCUCGAAGAGAAAAAGCGGCGCAAGUUGGCCAUCAAGGCCCAAAAGCUCGUUGAGCUGAUGAUGGUCUCGGGCAUUCGCACGUCGUCUGGCUUUGAAGAGCGCAUUCGCUUCACAGAACUCGAGAUCGUCGACCGUAACGCUAUAGACAGUGGUGUUUUGGGCUCUCUCCCUGAAGGCAACUUUAUCAAUGGCUGGGACGCCAACGUUGCCGGCGUGCGCAUCCAGUCGAUCAAACGCAAUAUACGGAACCACAAACAUGCUGGCGAGCUUGAAUACUUUAUCGGCCGACGGUACGGCGAGUUUGCUCGCCUGCAGAAAGCGUUGCAUACUGAGCUUCCUGGGCGCGUGCUUCCGCAAUUGCCCAAAAAGAACAAGUCGAGCAGCACGUCGUCUUACCUCCUCGGUUCCAUGGUCAGCAGCAAUGACUCAGACGGUUCAUCCGUCUCGUCUGUCUCGACCCAGAUGACCCUUUUUUCAAGCACAGGAGGUAGCUUGGGCGAGUCGCUCAAGAAUUUGUCAAUCCGAGAUAAAAGGAAAUCCGGGUCUUCUUUCAGAUCAUCACCACGGCCUUCGAUGGAUGCGCCGUUGAGUCCGAGGGCACCACUGACCCCUACGAGUCCGGUGCCAGGCUCUGCCGUUCUCUGGCGGGAAACCCAGCGCAUCUCUCUGAGGGCGUAUCUUCGAGCGCUCCUCGGCAACGAGCAGAUUGCCCAGUCGAACGCCAUUCAGGAUUUCCUGACUAAGGACCGGAUAACGCCAAGAGAUGAAGAUGUUGACGAUAUCACGCGGAGAAAGGCUGUGGACGAGAUGCGUGUCGAAGAGCAAAAGAGGUUCUACGAGAUCGCUCGACGCCGAGCAGCUGACCUUGAUGUCUACAUGGAACAGUUCCGUCAGGAUAUCGUAGAGCGGAACGGCCUCACGAUGCUCUUCAAAGAGAUAAAGGAAAAGAACACCAUCCAGGACUUGAGUAUACAGUACCAGAAGUUUGCUGAGUGGUUGCGCAUCGAGGUGGCGGCAACCAUCUACCAUCUGUUUCUGGCGGAAGACAACUCGCCCGAGUUGUUUGCACAGGCGAAGCGCAUUCAUUCGUUGAUACCAUAUACGGUAAUGAAGAAUGUCACACGCACCGCCAACCCGGCCGCCGUACUGGUAGGAAUCCUGGACAUCUUUCUGGCCCAGCCCUUUGGAGCGCGAUCGCUGAUGCAACGCAUCUUCUCUCUAACGCUCCACGAUGGCAUCCGCAACUUUCAGAAGACUAUCGACGCCCUCUCGGCGAAGAUCGACGACUCCGUACUUGUCGAUAAGCUGAAGGCAUUCGUCUAUGCCGACGAGCCGAUCAAGAUGGAGAUCCGGGGAGAAGCGGAAGCCGAUGAUGUCGACCUGAUCGUGGGCGUGCUACGCUCGGAGCUUAUUGAGCCAUCACUCGCGCCAGAACAGAUUGGACGGCUGUACAACGCUUAUGUGGCGUUCACCUCGGCCAUAGAGAAUGUGGAUGAGGAACUCAAGCAGGGAGCACAGUUCUUCUCGUACCUCAAGCAGCUCUUGAAGCAGUUCACUCGGCAGCGCGAUAAGGCGAUGAUGCUGAGUCUGAUUGAAGAGCCGGUGACACUCUCUCUAUUCCGCGAUCUGUUCACGAUAUUCUACGAACCGCUCGUCCGCGUGUACAAGUCGGCCAACGUGUACAGCAGCAUCACGGACUUUGCAACGUUUAUCGACGACCUGAUCAAAGUGGUGGAGAGCUGCCGAGAGCAGGAAGCGUCGGCCGAUCCGAACCAGACGGUGCAAGCCUUUAUCGACCUUUGCCAGCGACACGAACACAACUUUUACAAGUUCAUGCACGAGGUGCACACGCACGACAACGGACUUUUCACCCAACUCAUGGAGUGGAUUGAGGGUAUCCUGGAGUUUCUGCGGAAGGGUCCCGUGAACGGCACGCUCGACGUGAACGCACUCUUCAAGGGUGCAGUUGAACUCGGGGUUCUAGAUAAGGACAAGGCAAUUGCCGAGAUCAACAGCCUGAUAGCCUGGCAGGAGGCGCGGAAAAAGUGGCAUCAAGACAAGACACGGCAGAAGAUGGCAGCGGAAGGCGGCAGCACCGAUGGCUUUGGCCUGGGAAUAGGAGGCAACUCGACGCUUGCAGUGCCCAUUGGCUUCAGUGCAGGAGAUUUCGGCCUGGACGAUGCAGACCUUGCGGACAUGGCGUACGAUAACAGCAAUGACUCGGACGACGAGGCGGCCCAGGAGGCUGAGGACGAGCUGGGCCCAAUCGAUGCUGAACGGAAACAGCGGGCGAAGCGACAAGACCGAUUACGACGAAGUGCAGGAGAGCCAGCAAAACCAGCUAUCGCAGAGGUUUACAAGCUCAACGAGAACUUCCUGGCGAUGCUGCGUGCGGAGCCGCCGAUUGUCGAGGAGCAUCCCCCUCUCCCCAAAAUCGCCGAGAGUCGCAUCACAGCAAGACACACGAGCAGCGUGACCAGAAGCUCUAGACGAGAUGUCGUCUGCUCGAGUUUGGAAGCGGUUGGCUCCACAAGAAACUUUUCUAGCACGCGGCCAGCCGCUCGCAUCAUCUCAAAUGGACACCUCCGGGCCAAGGAGGCAUCGCCCUUCCUGAGCAACAAGUACCCGGUCAUUGACCAUGAGUACGACGCUCUCGUUGUCGGUGCCGGUGGUUCGGGCCUGCGUGCUGCCUUCGGUCUGGCCGAGGCCGGUUUCAACACGGCCUGCAUAUCCAAGCUCUUUCCCACGCGAAGCCACACAGUGGCAGCCCAGGGCGGCAUCAACGCGGCACUCGGCAACAUGCACGAGGACGACUGGCGCUGGCACAUGUACGACACCGUCAAGGGUUCCGACUGGCUGGGCGACCAGGACGCCAUCCACUACAUGACGCGCGAGGCGCCGGCUUCUAUCAUCGAGCUGGAGAACUAUGGCUGCCCCUUCUCGCGUACCGACGAGGGCAAGAUCUACCAACGUGCCUUUGGCGGUCAGUCGCGCAACUUCGGCAAGGGUGGCCAGGCUUAUCGGUGCUGUGCUGCCGCUGAUCGGACCGGUCACGCGCUCCUGCACACGCUCUACGGCCAGUCGCUAGCCCACAACACCAACUUCUUCAUCGAGUUCUUUGCCAUUGACCUGAUCAUGGAGGAUGGCGAGUGCCGCGGCGUCCUGGCCUACAACCAGGAGGACGGCACGCUGCACCGCUUCCUGGCCAACAGCACCGUCCUGGCCACAGGCGGAUACGGACGGGCCUACUUCAGCUGCACAUCGGCACACACCUGCACAGGUGACGGCAUGGCCAUGGUGGCGCGUGCCGGUCUGCCCAACCAGGAUCUGGAAUUUGUGCAGUUUCACCCGACCGGCAUCUACGGCGCCGGCUGCCUGAUCACCGAGGGUGCUCGUGGCGAGGGCGGCUACCUGCUGAACAGCGAGGGCAAGCGUUUCAUGGAGCGCUACGCGCCCAGGCCAAAGGAUCUAGCCAGUGGUGAUGUCGUGUCGCGGUCGAUCACGGUCGAGAUCCGUGAGGGCCGCGGUGUCGGUCCCGAGAAGGAUCAUAUGUACCUGCAGCUGAGCCAUCUGCCGGCCGAGGUGCUUGCCGAGCGUCUGCCCGGCAUCUCCGAGACGGCCAGCAUCUUCUCGGGCGUCGACGUGCGCAAGCAGCCGAUCCCCAUCCUGCCGACUGUGCACUACAACAUGGGCGGCAUUCCGACCAACUACACCGGCCAGGUGCUGACCGUCGAUGAGGCCGGCAAGGACAAGCCUGUUCAGGGCCUGUUUGCCUGUGGCGAGGCUGCCUGCGUGUCGGUGCACGGCGCCAACCGUCUGGGCGCCAACUCGUUGCUGGAUCUCGUCGUCUUUGGCCGUGCCGUGUCGCACACCAUCCGCGACCAGUCGACGCCGGGCCAGAAGCUCAAGCCGCUGCGUGCCGACGCCGGUGCCGACGCCAUCGAGGUCCUGGACGAACUCCGCAACGCCGACGGCCCCAAGUCGACGGCCGAAAUCCGUCUGGCGAUGCAGAAGACUAUGCAGAAGGAUGUCAGCGUGUUCCGCCAGCAGGAUUCCCUGGACGAGGGCGUCGUCAACAUCAGCAAGGUCGACCAGACCUUUAAAGAUGUGGGCAUCAAGGACCGCAGCAUGAUCUGGAACUCGGAUCUUGUCGAGACCCUGGAGCUUCGGAACCUGUUGACCUGCGCCGUGCAAACGGCUGUGUCUGCCUCUAACCGCAAGGAGUCACGUGGCGCACACGCCCGCGAAGACUACCCCGACCGUGACGACAAGAACUGGAUGAAGCACACGCUGAGCUUCCAGAAGAAGCCACACGGCCCGGUAGACCUCAAGUACCGUGCUGUAAUCAGCACCACGCUGGACGAGAACGAGUGCAAGCCCGUGCCUCCGUUCAAGCGUGUUUACUAG